UAUAGGUAUCGAAACUGAAAACACACACACACACACACACACACGCACACACACAUAAGCCUUUCGCGGUGUCAAUGUUCGCGCGAUGAAUUUAUUCGACAUGGUUUUGUUUAAAUUCUUGGUGCUGUUUUACUGCAUGAGUGAUUCACUAGGUCAGUAUGAAAAUCGCCUGAACAAGUACAUUCGGCACUACGAGGGUUUGUCCUACGACACGAACGUCCUUCACAGCAAACACCAGCGAGCUAAAAGAGCUCUGUCUCACGAGGACAAGUUCGUCCAUCUGGAGUUCCACGCUCAUGGCAGAUAUUUUAAUCUGCGGAUGAAGAGGGACACGUCUCUGUUUGCCCCAGACUUGACGGUGGAGAUCUCUGGACAGGAGACACCGAUUGACACCUCGCAUAUUUACAGCGGAGAGCUCUUCGGUGAGAAGGACACUCUGACUCAUGGGUCUAUUGUGGAUGGAAAGUUUGAGGGCUUCAUUCAGAGUCAUCGAGGCAUGUAUUAUGUGGAACCGGCUGAGCGAUACCUCGGAGUGCGAAAAGUACCCUACCACUCUGUCAUCUACCAUGAGGACGACAUCGAUUACCCUCACAAGUACGGCCGAGAGGGAGGCUGUGCAGAUCACUCCGUGUUCGAGAGGAUGAGGAAGUACCAGGCAUCUGCUGUGGAGACUCACGCUGAGGAAAAGAACAGACAGCAUGCAGUGGACGAAGAGGAGGAUAUAACAGGGCCAGUGAUCCUGAGGAAGCGUCGAGCCGCUCAAGCUGAGAAAAACACCUGCCAGCUCUUCAUCCAAACAGACCACCUCUUCUACCAGUACUACCGUACUAGAGAGGCCGUCAUAGCUCAGAUCUCCAGUCAUGUUAAGGCCAUCGACUCAAUCUAUCAGUCCACAGACUUCCAGGGCAUCCGCAACAUCAGCUUUAUGGUCAAGAGGAUCAGGAUUAACACGACGAGUGAUGAGACUGACAGAACAAACCCUUUCCGUUUCCCCAACAUCGGUGUAGAGAAGUUUCUGGAGCUGAAUUCAGAACAGAACCAUGACGAAUUCUGCCUGGCUUACGUCUUCACUGACAGAGACUUUGAUGACGGAGUUCUGGGAUUAGCCUGGGUUGGAGCACCCUCAGGAAGCUCUGGUGGGAUUUGUGAGAAGAAUAAACAAUACUCCGAUAAUAAAAAGAAGUCUCUUAACACUGGCAUCAUCACCGUUCAGAACUAUGGCAGCCACGUUCCCCCUAAAGUGUCCCACAUCACCUUCGCCCAUGAGGUCGGACACAACUUCGGCUCCCCUCAUGACUCUGGCAGUGAGUGUACUCCGGGAGAGUCAAAGACCUCUGACAUGAAGGAGCGAGGCAACUACAUCAUGUAUGCCAGAGCCACGUCCGGAGACAAGUUAAACAACAACAAGUUCUCCAUCUGCAGCAUCCGCAACAUCAGCAGGGUGUUGGAUGCGAAGAGAUCCCAAUGUUUUGUCGAGUCUGGCCAGCCCAUCUGUGGAAACGGUUUGGUGGAGGUUGGGGAACAGUGUGACUGUGGCUACAGUGAUCACUGUAAAGACACUUGCUGCCACAAUGCCAAUGAGCCAGAUGGCAAGAAGUGCACACUGAAGCCUGGAGCCAAGUGCAGUCCCAGUCAGGGCCCGUGCUGUACAGCUCAGUGUGAGUUUAAGGGCACUCAGGAAAAGUGUAGGAACGAGUCGGAUUGCGCUCUUGAGGGCAAGUGCAGCGGCACCACAGCACAGUGUCCUACUUCUACUCCAAAGGCCAACUUAACAGCAUGCAACGGGGAGACACAAGUCUGCAUCAAUGGGGUCUGCACUGGCUCUAUCUGUGAGAGCUUCAACCUGGAGGUGUGCACAUGUGCCAGUGAAGAUGGGAAGGAUGAGACAGAGUUGUGCCAUGUUUGCUGCAUGGAGAAGAAUAAGCCCAACACGUGCAGAAGUACAGGCUCUAAUGAAUGGGCAAGACACUUCAAUAAGAAGGUUCGCACCCUACAGCCUGGAUCUCCCUGUAACGACUUUAAAGGCUACUGUGACGUGUUUAUGAAGUGCAGGCUGGUGGAUGCUGACGGACCACUUGCCAGACUCAAGAAGGCUAUCUUUAACCCUGAGCUUUACAAGACCAUCGCUGAGUGGAUAGUGAUUUAUUGGUGGGCUGUGCUGUUGAUGGGUAUUGCUCUCAUCAUGUUGAUGGCUGGAUUCAUUAAGAUCUGCAGUGUUCACACACCAAGCAGCAACCCCAAACUACCCCCACCAAGACCACUGCCAGGUACAUUGAAGAGGAGGAGAGCUCAGGGUCAGAGCGCUCAGACUCAGCCACAGCGUGCACAUCUUCGCCAGCCCAGAGAUACCUAUCAGAUGGGUCAGAUGCGCCGCUAAGCUCCGCACUCCGCCUUGGUUCUUCCUAGUGCCUACAACAGGAAACACUUUACUCCAAAGAGUUACUGAACCAAUCAAUUAACCCCAUCCACAGUCUUACAGAGCUGUCUAAAGGAAACAGCAAACUCCCACAACAAACUUCAAACAAACUGCUCUGUAAAGCAAUGAUGCUGUCCUCACACUGAAUAAAGACCAGAUGAGGAAAAGAGAGAAUCACUGCUUUGUUUUCUUAUGUGGAUAUCUAUUUCCCCCUUCCCCCCCCUUCUUUUCUUGGGCAUAUCUCUGUAAGUGGAGUGCUUCAAGGGUCUGGUCUCUGUCCACUUUUAAUUCUCUUUUUUCCUCCACCCGUAUUUUCCCCAAACACUGCCAUCCUGCUAGGAAUGACAUGAUGGGGAAGCGCAGAGACCCUGUGGUCCGGCAAGGCAAGGCUGGGUGAGCAAGAGCACCUUCUUCAUAGACUCUGUUGCCAAUGUGAUUAAAAAUAUCCUCAAUGAAAAGUAGAAAUAUAUCAAAUGCAAGAUUUUUUUUUUUUAAAGAUCACAUUCUCUCUCUUUCUCUCUUUUCAUUUGUAUAGUUUUUCCACUAAAUGUUUUUUUUUCUUUCUUGAUGCGUCGUAUGAUUGUGUUUUUGCUUCUGGUGAAGUUAUUUACUAUUUUGAUUGACACUCAGGACAAAUUAAAAAGCCUAAAGCAUUAUGUGUCAGCGAGGUGAAUGGAAAAUGCCUGAUGAUUAUUGGCGAUGUGUUUUUAUUUGCUCUGCACGUCCCUGUUUUGUUCUAUGACCAAGACUGAGUAUUCUUGUUCUUGUAAGUUUCAUCCUAUUCUCACACUCUGUUUGCAUUAGAAGAGUUGCCUCGUUUAGACUGAGUGAAAUUUUAAAAUCCUGAGAACAGGAGCAAGAGAGACAAUGAGACUUGUGAUUGUGUUACCUUUUGGUGAAUGGCCUUAUUUCACAUACAUUUCAGCUGUGAAAGCUUGUGAGAAGUAUGCUGAUGUUGUAUUUGUAGUGUUGAGUUCAUGUCGGAUCCACCACUGUCAGAGAUGUUUUACAACUGCCUAGAAAUUUCCUGUGGCAUGACUAUGGUCAAAAUCUUUGUUUCUCUGAGAACAACCACUAAUACAGAGACCUGCUGGGAGGAUUUUGGAGUUUGGAAAACAAACUAGAGGAAAACUAGGAGGACUUUAUGAGUACAUGUUGUGGUUUCUACAUGACUACUUUCCAUAUCGAAGUGAAUACAGAAAGUUCAUUCAGGAAAUAAACCAAGCAGGAUCUGAAAACCUAAAUACGUUAGUAGUGGAACUGUGUUUAAAAUGUAGCCUUUUCAGAUGUUCACCUAUUUAUACAUGAGUUGUUGAUAAAAUAAUGGCAUCCUUAAGCCUGGUUCCAGAUCCACAGCAUUUUGCUGGUUGAUUUUUAGCUAGAUUUUUGUGAUGGAAAAGUGACAUUUUGAGAUUAAGCACCAGCUGGGAAACCACCACAACAGCUUUUCAGCAUAGAAGUGCUAUAAUUAUUUCAGAUUGUCCCAUCUCUACUCUGCAAAAGUUCUUCAGAUGGAACAACGCAAAUUUGUUUCUAUAUUAGAGCACCUGCGGUCCAACCCUUAUUCUGUACUCCAUGUGCAGAAGAUGAUCUGUAAACACUUUCUACUGUGCCUGAUGAGCAGCAGGACAGAUUUGUGCCAGUCUCUUAUAGGUAUAGGGUCAUAUACACAUCUGAGAAGAAAAGACUCAGUUCAGGGGCGCACGGUGGCUUAGUGGUUAGCAUGUUCGCCUCACACCUCCAGGGUCGGGGGUUCGAUUCCCACCGUGGCCCUGUGUGUGCGGAGUUUGCAUGUUCUCCCUGUGCUGUGGGGGUUUCCUCCCACAGUCCAAACACAUGCAUGGUAGGCUGAUUGGUAUGUCUGCAGUGUGUGAGUGUGUAUGUGAUUGUGCCCUGCGAUGGAUUGGCCCCCUGUCCAGGGUGUACCCUGCCUUGUGCCCCAUGCUCCCUGGGAUAGGCUCCAGGUUUCCCUGUGACCCUGAAGAGGAUAAGCAGUAUAGAAGAUGGAUGGAUACUCAGCUCAGAGAGGGUGGACUGUCAGGCAGUCAUUAAAGCGGCGCUAAUUUUUAAUUUUUUUUUAUAUUCCUUAUUUUACGUUUCUUGAUGCAAACACGUGUACCAAAAUAAAAUCGUUAUAUUCUGUUUAUAAUAAAACACUCUUUCUUGUUGGAAUGUUUGUUGGUCCAUUUGUCAACUGGAUUCAAAGUUUUUCAUGAUCUAGAGCUCUCUUGAAAAGAGGAUUGUAACAGCUCUCUUACAGAUCACUUACAGUGCGCUCCAAGGUCCUCCCUUAAGGCAUGACUGAUUAGUGGACAGGCCAUUUCAUUUGCUCCUUCAUUAGGAAAGUGAGUUAUGCGUUUAUUCUACUCGACAAGUGUUGCCGAACAGUGGUUGGUGGUUUGAGUUUUGCUUGAACUUAAAGGCUCUGAUCGUACUGAAUAAUUCUUGUUCUUCUGUGGUAAAGUGGUGUGGGAAAUCUUUCUUUGGGCAGGGAAGACUUUUUGUAAUUCAGAUAUGGAUGCAAAAUGUGUGGAAAUUGAAAGAGAAAUAUGUCUAAUACUACUGUUUGAUUUUAAUGGCCGCUGUGUUUUAUGCAGUACCCCCUUUUUUGUGAGUUUUACUUUUUCAUAAUUCAGAUUUUUUUUUCCCUUUUCCUUUAAUUUGCUCUCAAUUUAAAAAAAAAAACAAACAAACAACUUUUUACUAAGAAUGCAAAACGUAUUGUGCAAAGAUAUGUAAUUUUUUUGAAGUACUUGAAAUGCAUUAAUAAAUAGAUUUGGUCAAUUUCUCAAUACACAGUUUAUUCACAUUAAUAAAAACAGACUUGGAAAAACA
Molecule: messenger RNA, 5251 nt
Organism: Ictalurus punctatus (channel catfish)
Lineage: Eukaryota; Metazoa; Chordata; Actinopteri; Siluriformes; Ictaluridae
Gene: adam10a
Product: ADAM metallopeptidase domain 10a
Exons: 16
Coding region: 86-2377 (763 amino acids)
Biological process (GO): membrane protein ectodomain proteolysis; Notch signaling pathway
Cellular component (GO): synaptic membrane; plasma membrane
Molecular function (GO): metalloendopeptidase activity involved in amyloid precursor protein catabolic process
Source: RefSeq, a predicted model, not a curated record